Messenger RNA from Melitaea cinxia (Glanville fritillary), 1643 nucleotides. Its product is annotated as probable cytochrome P450 4d14. The transcript is spliced from 9 exons. NCBI's taxonomy places the organism in Eukaryota, Metazoa, Arthropoda, Insecta, Lepidoptera, Nymphalidae. Gene Ontology annotation, molecular function: iron ion binding; monooxygenase activity; oxidoreductase activity, acting on paired donors, with incorporation or reduction of molecular oxygen. The coding region runs from base 1 to 1281 and encodes 426 amino acids. The record is from RefSeq and is a predicted model, not a curated record.
AUGUUUAUCACGAUAUUAUUGUUUUUUGCUGUUUGUUUAGUGUUUUUGUACGAUUACAAGCGUAAGCGUAGCGAUCGAUGGAAGAAGUUAUCUGAGUUCCCCGGCGAUACACCUUUACCAUUAUUUGGAAAUGGGUUGCAACUUGGAUUCGAUGCCGACGAAUCCUCACACAAACAAUUGACGCUCUGGGAAAAACAUGGAAAACAGACUUUCCGCUUCUCUGUUGGCUCCGAAGAUUGGGUCUUGUUGACUGACCCUGAUGACAUUGGGGUGUAUUCAUUGAUAAAAUAUAAGUCAUCUCUUAUGGGUAUUGAGAGUAACAAAUUAUUGAAUCCAGAUGACCCUUACUUAGAGGCUAGUGAAAAAGUUAUCAGGAUAAUAACAUAUAAUUUCUUUUCUUAUUGGAGGAAUAUCGACUUUCUUUUUUCAUUGACACCUCAGUAUACUGAAAUGAUGGAAACAAUCAAAACAAUUAAGCAGACAAGUUCUGAAAUUAUUGAAACAAGAAGGGAGAUAUUGACCAAAAUAAUCAAAAAAACCCAAAGUAAUAACAAAAAUGUUGACAUUGAUCUCGAAAAGAUAAUUGAAAAUAAACUAAAUAAUGUUGGAUGCUUAUUGGAUAAGUUAUUACUUAGCAAGUCGGCGGAUGGGAAGCCUACUCCAGAUGACGUUAUUAACGAGGAACUUUCUCUUCUCUGUUUCACAGGUCAUUACACCACGACUAUGACAAUUAGCCACACACUUUACUGUUUAGCGAAAUAUCCAAAAAUACAAGAUCGAGUAUUUGAAGAGCAACAAAGCAUUUUCAACGAAAAUUUACAAAAAAAACCGACAAACAAUGAACUUAAUCAAAUGAAAUACCUAGAAGCCGUGAUCAAAGAGAGUAUCCGCGUUAUUCCAACGGUCACAAAAAUAGGCAGGCAGUUAAAAAAUGAUCUUACACUUAAAGAUGGUCGUGUAGUUCCAGCUGGCAUCUCUGUGAUAAUUUUCUACGAAGCAGCUUUUAAGAAUCCAAAAGUGUUUCCCGAACCAGAAAAAUAUAUACCGGAGCGAUUUUUAAACCCUAUGCACGCGUAUGCUUUUGUACCUUUUAGCGCUGGUCGCAGAAAUUGCAUUGGUUUCCGCUUUGCAUGGGUUGCCAUGAAAGCGACUCUUUCUAACAUUUUACGAAGAUACGAAGUUCUUCCUGGCGAACCUGGUACUGAGCCACAAUUUGUAGGUCGAAUUAUUACAGAAUCAAAAAAUGGCUUACGUGUUAAACUUAAAAAAAGAAUUCUCUAAAGCAAGAAAAGUAAUUUAAUUAAAAAUUCUACGCAUUUACCAAGUACUAUUGAGUAUGUUAUUGGUAAAAUCUCAUUUGCUGAUGUAAAAGCAAGAUUGGGCCGAGAAAUGCGCUAUGUAUCCAAAGAAGCAUACGGAUCAAGAGCUGUUAUGUUGAUUAAAUGUAACGAAAUUUGGACGUUUCAAUUUUACAUUGGUGUAAACUAUUUUCUAGCAGCAAAUAAGAAAGAAGAAAUGAUAAGAAAAUAUUGAUUUAUUCAAACAUAAAUAAAGUAUGAGUGUGUUUAUUUAGAACUUCAGUGAUUUUAGAUUUUAGACUUAAGAUGUAUUUAUGUUUUAUAUUAAAAAGAGUUUAUUUUUUA